Aspergillus nidulans FGSC A4 is the source of this 1338-nucleotide messenger RNA. Its product is annotated as phosphatase PAP2 family protein. Lineage: Eukaryota; Fungi; Ascomycota; Eurotiomycetes; Eurotiales; Aspergillaceae. The record is from RefSeq and is a predicted model, not a curated record. Gene Ontology annotation, cellular component: membrane. Gene Ontology annotation, biological process: phospholipid metabolic process. The transcript has 4 exons. The coding region runs from base 117 to 1163 and encodes 348 amino acids.
AAGGGAGCUCGUAUCUAACCCCUUCCGUUCGCGACACAUUCAGAAGUCGGGGGAUCUCUUCUCUUCAUAUUUUCUGGUGACGGUGCAGAAAUAAUAAUAUACUAAGCUAAUAUAUCAUGCCUCUCCCCGGACUUAAAGCUCUACCGGCCUUGCCGGGAGGUCACGCGAGCUUCUCCAUCAGCGUCUUCCUUUCAUACAUCGUCGACUGGAUUCUCAUAGUCGGCAUCGCCCUCAUUGGAUAUGGUUUUCACAAAGUCGAGCCAAACCACAUGCCCUUCUCCCUUACCGACGUCAGCUACUCAUACCCAUACACAGAGGACGAAACAAUCAGCACAAGCGUGCUAGUAGUCGUCUCGCUGAUAGCACCCGCCGUGAUAAUCGUAGCUAUCUGGGAAUGGAAUGCCGGAUGGCUUGGACUUGGGCUGGCUUGUGCCGCUGCGUUUAUGGCUACGGAGGGGCUGAAAGAUCUUUAUGGCAAGCCGCGUCCGGACAUGCUUGCGCGGUGUGAUCCGGAUCUCGAGAAUAUUGCUACUUAUGCGGUAGGUGGACUUGGGCAGAGACUGCAGGGGGCUCCCACAUUGGUUAGCUGGGAUAUCUGCCGGAAUAAGGCGGAUUUGUUGAAGAGGGGUGGGUUUGUGAGCUUUCCUAGUGGGCACUCGUCUCUUUCAUUCGCCGGUCUAACCUACUUCUCACUUUGGCUGUGCUCCAAAUUCUCGAUCAAAUUCCCCUACCUCGCGCAUACACCGCUGACACAGGACCUGCGCCCUCGGAACCGCUUUGCGACCCGUAAUCAGGGCGCCGCGCCGCCCAUCUAUCUGAUAAUCCUUGCGUUUGUGCCGUGGGCAGUAGCAUUCUUUAUAUCGGCUUCUCGCUGGUUCGAUUAUAGGCACCAUGGCUUCGAUAUCAUUUUCGGGUCUGUAAUGGGCAUGUCGUUCGCUUGGGUCGCGUUUAGGCUGUAUAGUCCACCUCUUGAGCGUGGUUCCGGGUGGUCGUGGGGAGCCAGGAGUAGGGACCAUGCGUUCUUCAAGGGCGUAGGAAGCCCGAGCAAUGUGGGAGAUGAUGGGUGGGCGACUCUGAGAGUCGAGUCCGAAAUGCCUGGCACGGCGGCCAUGACGCAGAACGGAUUUGACUUGGAAAGCGGGAGGCGGCAUUUGGCGGCAUGAGGUGUGCCGGCAUUGACAAGUCGCAUAUCGAAGUAAGGAUGUCGGAGAAAAAUCGUCAUAACCGUUAUGUGAUUUAUAUCCAGCGAUUUUCCGUCCGUUGCAUCAUAAAAGAAUAGAAAUUCCUUUUCACCUUCAUACUGCAGUCAACAAGUCCGUACUUGAGGAGCAUGGAUGC